This is a messenger RNA of Torulaspora globosa, 747 nucleotides long. RefSeq lists its product as uncharacterized. The transcript has a single exon. Gene Ontology annotation, molecular function: GTPase activity; GTP binding. The coding region runs from base 1 to 747 and encodes 248 amino acids. Gene Ontology annotation, cellular component: lysosomal membrane. NCBI's taxonomy places the organism in Eukaryota, Fungi, Ascomycota, Saccharomycetes, Saccharomycetales, Saccharomycetaceae. The record is from RefSeq and is a predicted model, not a curated record.
AUGGUUUGGGAGUUGGUGCGAUCAUGGUUUGAUUCGUUGUGGUUCAAGAUCUCGUCGGUCUUCCUGUUCCAAAAGGAGCUCAGUAUAGCCAUAAUCGGUUUGCAAAACUCCGGCAAGACGACAUUGAUUCGGUUGCUAGGUGGCAAGCCCUUCGAAACGGACACUGUACCGACACUAGGCAUCCAAGUGAGCCACUUUUCGCUGGAGAAUAACCUCAUCAAGGUGUAUGACUUGGCAGGGCAGACAAGGUUCCAGCCGUUAUGGGAGCGUUGCUUCGACAAAGUUGACCUAAUCAUAUACAUGAUUGAUCUGAGUGACACGAUGACUCUCAACGAGUCCCUGCAGAAGCUGGUGAAGGUGAUCCAGAUGGCUAACGGCGACCGCAUUCCGCUGCUGAUCGUCGGAAACAAGACUGAUCUCGUAGCAGACCCCAAGGAUCCGCUGCCUCUUGGCCCAUUGCAGGCUUACAAUCCCGAUAACUGGGAGAAGUUGAAGCUAGAUUCGACCAACGCCCAUCUGCUCAAGAACCCUGACAUUCUCUCCCGGCAAAUAGGCGUCGACCUCGCCGCUCGAACACUUCAUGUCCCCUUGCAAUCAUCAGAGCCGCCAGCCAACGAAUCUAACGCUCAGGGUCCAGCCAACGACACGAAGCAGCUACCGCUACACGGAGAUAUUGCCGUUCUUACGGUCAGCUGCAAGGACGGGUCGCAUAUAGCGGAUGUCAUCGACUGGAUAGUGCAACUUUGA